CUCUUGACUUAACAGCAUUUACGGUUAACAGAGCAAUAACAGCGACCAACAACAGCCAUGAAUCAAUGCCUGCCUGUAAACGCAAAGAUGUCGAAGGCGAAGAAGGUUUUGGAUGAGGCGCGUGAGACUCAAAAUCGGGAACUGGACCUUGUGGACAAGGGUCUGGUGUCCUUCGAGGAGUUGCCUGGACUAUUUAACAUGGCCAAUAUCACAAGGCUGACGCUGUCCCACAACAAAAUCAGCAUUAUUAGUCCAGGAAUCGCCAAUUUGCUGAAUCUGGAAAUACUGAACCUCUCCAAUAAUCAGCUAACCGAACUGCCAGUUUCCCUAUCAUCGAUGCCCAAGCUGCGCAUUCUCAAUGUGUCCAUCAACCGUCUGGACAAUCUUCCCCGCGGAUUCGGGGCAUUCCCAGUUCUAGAAGUGCUCGAUCUGUCCUAUAACAAUCUCAAUGAGCACGUGCUCCCCGGCAACUUCUUUGGCAUGGAAACACUGCGAGCUCUCUACCUGGGCGACAACGACUUUGAGUACAUCCCAAAGGAGGUGGGUCAGCUAAAGAACCUGCAAAUCCUCGGACUGCGCGACAACGAUCUUUUGGAGCUGCCGCGCGAAGUAGGCGACUUGCUUCGACUGCGUGAGUUGCACAUACAAAACAAUCGGCUGCAGGUCUUGCCACCAGAGGUGGCACAGCUCGAUUUACUCAGCAAUAAGUCAGUGAUGAAAAUGGAGGAGAAUCCCUGGGUCAAUCCCAUUGCUGAGCAGUAUUUGCUGGGCAUUAGUCAUGUCAUUGAAUACCUCAAGACCGAAACAUACAAAAUCAUCUACAAUCGUCAUAUGCAGGCAGGACGCAGUGGGCCACCGCCGCCAAAGGCUGACAAGAGCAAGAAGGCAUCCCGAGUGCGUGCCUAAGGACUUCUUGAUCCUGGAAAUGAUCCUUGUCUUGUCCAGCUGUCAAGAGGCAGCUCUUUGUGUUUUCGUUUUAACCAAAAAACUAGAUGUGUUUUAUAUACUAAU
Messenger RNA from Drosophila albomicans, 1011 nucleotides. It is a transcript of the gene ics, whose product is annotated as ras suppressor protein 1. Gene Ontology annotation, molecular function: protein binding. The transcript has 3 exons. The coding region runs from base 58 to 906 and encodes 282 amino acids. The record is from RefSeq and is a predicted model, not a curated record. NCBI's taxonomy places the organism in Eukaryota, Metazoa, Arthropoda, Insecta, Diptera, Drosophilidae.